AUGGCGGUAAGUCUGAACAAUCUCUUCUGUUUUCUGCUCGGCGGAUUGGCCAUGGCCUUUAAAACCGGUUUCUGCUCCACAGAGCUCUGAGUCGUCCGGCACCAACAGCUUCCCCGGAGUCCAGAAAUCUGCGGCGGCGUCUACCGCCCCCGCCGCCGCCGAGUCGCCGGUAACCACAUCGGGGACGAACUCAUCGCGGGCUGCUCCGCUCUCCACCGAACACAUGAACCGCCGCAACAACCAGACGCCCAAGAACAAGGCGGCGGAGUUUUUCCGUGAAAUUUUCGGGUAA
Spirodela intermedia is the source of this 292-nucleotide messenger RNA. NCBI's taxonomy places the organism in Eukaryota, Viridiplantae, Streptophyta, Magnoliopsida, Alismatales, Araceae. The record is from the annotation of a GenBank genome assembly.